Acanthaster planci (crown-of-thorns starfish) is the source of this 2900-nucleotide messenger RNA. RefSeq lists its product as uncharacterized. The record is from RefSeq and is a predicted model, not a curated record. NCBI's taxonomy places the organism in Eukaryota, Metazoa, Echinodermata, Asteroidea, Valvatida, Acanthasteridae.
UGUGUCAUCGGCCAUUAGCAAGUAAAGCCUGCUGCCACAAGCCGGAAUCGAAUAAAAGAAGCUGGACAGAAUGGCUUCAGCUAAAAAAAGGACUUCUGAUUCACUCGUGGGGUACAACAAACAUCAGAGAACAAAGACCAGCAAAGAGCUGGUUGGUUUCUGCUGCUUUUGCGGUGUUCUGGUGUGCAAUGUGUUCCUAGUCAAUGGUGCCAAUACUGUCAUAGACGGCAUCCUUGUCUCGGAGUCCAGGUUCUAUCUUCAGCAGGGAAAGUCCCAGCGCAUAUCGUGCAUGAGUCUGGCCAACGGUACAGAUGCUGAGGCGAUCGCAUGGUACAAGGUGCCUCAGAUUCCGGACGGGGCGCUCGAGUCGACCCUGCUGGUUCUCGUCACAAAGGACGGUGACAACUUCAGUGCAGCGGCUCGCUACCAGUUGGCGCCAGACUUGAGCCUCGUCAUCAAAUCAGUGGUCGGCGAAGACGGGGGGACGUACCAGUGUAAAAAAGGGGCAUCAGUUGAGGCAAAUGAUAGAGAAAACAACGUAGAAGUCGUCGUGAUAGAUGAUCUGUUCCCAACUGAACGUGGUACAAUUAAAGAUGGGAACAAUGUCACAAUACUGAGGGACGAACGGGAACCCAAAAUCUUCUGCCCAAUCAAAAGAGCCUCUUCUCUUAGCAAGCCAACCUUAUACUGGUCUAAAGAAAUCACUGGACCAGAUGGACAGACAGUGAUAACGGCACAAGUGUUUUCUGACGGGGAAGUUUCUUAUGCCGAGGGAUAUAAGGUUGAUUCUAAUAAUGAUUUGAUUCUCCAAUCGAUACCUUCUGAAAAGUCUCUUGGUUUCUGGUGUCACGUGUCUUCAACACCCGACAGUUUCUAUCUUCAGAGUUCGAGGGUUUCUAUACAAAUCACAGGCAUGACAGAUUCGGGUAAUCUAGGGACAAUCAUCGGCAUCUGUGUGGCAGUCAUCUUGAUAUGGCUUGUAAUCUUCAUCGUUUUUCUUGUCUGGUGGAAGUGUUUCACAAAACAGAGACGCUACAAGCGUUGGCUGGAAAACCCAAAAGGUCCAAAAGUUGACUCUGGUUCUCAAGAUCAGUGGAUUCUUGAUUUCUUUUUGGGCCAAAAAGGAAAAAAGCCGGGAUAUGACUUCUUCUCGUUGAAGAGCGUCGCCGUUUUCAACAAUUCGUACGUGGCUGUUCUGGAUAGCAGUGGUUUACACACAUUCUCACCGGAUUUUACUCCGGCGGACCAUAAGACCAAUCUUCGUCAUGAAUCCGGAAAAUACAUCACUAUGGUAACCCAUCAUGACGGUUGUCGUCUGCUUCUUGGUACUACACAUGGAGACAUUACCAUCGUAAGUUUCAAACCUUUGCGUGAGGACCUUUUUUGUUCACUUUCCACGGACGAGAAAACAGAAAAGUUGAAGUCUGCUCAAGAAAAGGCCGGAUCAACCAAGAAGACAGCCGCCUCUAGCAAUUGUGAGGAGGUCCCUCUAAUCAGCAAAAGUCAUGAACUCACCGACCUGGCGGUUGACAAAAGUGGCAACCUAUACGCAGGGGACGGCAUUGAUAACUCCAUCGUUAUGUUUGAUUCACAAGGACAAAAGAUGAGGUCUAUCCAGCUCAAGUUUUCCCCUGCAAUACUUGCUGGGGGUUCAGCAGGUGAGAUCUUUGUAUACAAAAGCGAUAAUCAGAGCUCAGUAAAACUGAUCAAGGUUACUGAAAAGCAAAUAGACGAGAAGGAUUUCAUUGUGCAAAAUAUUUUAAAUCCAGUUCGUCUCUUUGUAAUCGAUUCGUUUGUAUUCAUUGUCAGUGACACUAAAUGUAACAGACAAUUUGAAAUUAUCCAGUAUGAUCUCAAUGGCAAUUUUCUUCGUCAGUUUGUCAAGCCAUGGCCCGGUAUUCGCGGGAUGUGUAUGUUCGAGUCUGGUCAGAGGCUUGCGUUAUAUGAUAGCUCCAUCGUCAGGAUUUAUCAGAAGGGUCCCCAAAACCAAAACGUUGUGAUGGAAGACGUGCUGUAGUCCAUGUUACAAGCUCCCGUCUCUUUAUGAGCCCCGAGCUGGACCAAGAGAGGGCAAAAAUUCCUAACAGCGGAGGCACCGUUAGGGGCAAAAGCACUUCGCCGCUUCGCGUUGCUACCACCAAAAUCAACCCUCCAUACUAUAGAAACGCAUCACGUGACCGUGUAAUAACAUUUGAUGAUUGCCCGCUGAAAAGGGAACGAACCAGGCCAUUCCCUUACUGGCAACUAAUUCAUUCCGGCAAAGUUUGAACUUUUAUACCACCCGUCGCUGCAGCACAUAAGGAUAUCAUUGGUGGAGAUCGGUGGUUAUGCAUACAAGACAGUUUAAUCGGGUCUGAUUGGUCAGGAGUCUGUGUACACGCGACGUGCCGCGUUCAUUGAAGGGUAUUCUAUUGGACAACUUUCAAAAGGAGUAUCCCAUAAAAUGGACGGGGUGGUUGGGGAAAAUGAAAGUAAAAAUCUAGAACCAAAUUGCAGGAAAUUCAUCAUAUAUGAACUGCUUUUGACCUUUCGAAUACAAAGGUAUUGAUGAAUGGGAGUAAAUAUGUGCUAAGAACGAACGCUGAUAUUGCCCUCGCCUCUAACUUGGGCAUUAGUCGCGUCCGUUCUCUUGAGACGGUCUUCAAUGUGCGUUUAAGACCGGCCAAGAAUAAAUCGCUGCAUGAAGUUGAUGUAUGCCUGGCGUAAAUUCAAAAAGCUGUCAUGUCUAAUGUACGUGUAGAUUGAAAACCUUCCAAUAGUAAAUUAACAAAAGUGCGUCAAAGAACAGUGUAUUAAGUUGAUAUAAUUACCGUACUGAUAUAAUUAAUUAAAGGAACCAGGAAAUGGAAAUAUUUUUAUAAAUUUCACCUUAAAAAACCCUUGAAAUUGUAUCUUUGGGU